This is a messenger RNA of Rhincodon typus (whale shark), 962 nucleotides long. RefSeq names its product RUS family member 1 (gene rusf1). The record is from RefSeq and is a predicted model, not a curated record. The annotation marks the transcript as partial. The transcript has 6 exons. Lineage: Eukaryota; Metazoa; Chordata; Chondrichthyes; Orectolobiformes; Rhincodontidae.
CUCUUCUCCCUCAGGAGCACACUGGACUGUGACGCAAAGAAAUGGAGAUUAUUUGCAGACAUUCUGAAUGACCUGGCAAUCUUCAUAGAGAUCAUAGCUCCUGCCUUCCCCUCCUUCUUCACCCUUAUUGUCUGUACUUCUGGCGUGUUUAAGUCAAUUGUCGGGGUGUCUGGGGGUGCGACACGGGCGGCCCUCACAGUGCACCAGGCUCAGCGUGACAACAUGGCUGACGUCUCCGCCAAGGAUGGAAGCCAGGAGACGUUGGUGAAUCUCAUUGGCUUGGCCUGCAGUCUGAUCCUUACACCGCUCAUCAGUGACAACAUUGUGUACGUGGGAAUUCUGCUUAAAGGUGCGGUGUGCGUCUCCCUGAGGGAAGGAGCUGACAGCGUCGAUGUGAUCCACGCUGCAUUCCACGCGGAGGUCCUGCACCAUCUCCUCUACGGUGAGGUCCACACGUUCAGCGUAGAGAGCUCCACGUUCACUGAGCUGCGCAGGAAGGCUGUGUCGGCCCAGGAUGAGCGGCUGUGGGACGUGGUGGCGGCGACGCACCUCCUGGUCGAUCAGCUCUUCCCCCGGCUCCUGACCGAGGCUCGCGCGGCCGGCUGGGUGACCGACCGUAAUCACCUUGGAGCGGACGAGUGGAGGGCCCGGUGGGCCCCGGGGGAGGGGAAGAAGGGGCAGUGAUUGAGGCGGGCUGUGUUGGUGGGGGUGGGGGGGCGGAAUGUGGGCUGGGGGGAGGGGACACUCGCCCGCCCGAGCAGGCCUCAGAAAGUCUCGCCGAAAAGAGAGAGCGAGACUCGCCUCUUCCCAAGUUUUGGUUGCUGCCGCAGAGAAAUAUCAAUCUGGACCCGUUGCAAGAAUGCCAAAUUUCCCGAGCGUCGUGACGGGGUGGAGAGGAUGCUGAUUGGCUAACGGGGCCGACCGGGAGACCUGCUUUUCAUUCAAUUAAACAGAUCUUUACA